This is a messenger RNA of Desarmillaria tabescens, 1631 nucleotides long. RefSeq lists its product as uncharacterized. Gene Ontology annotation, molecular function: protein binding. Bases 105 to 1607 code for a protein of 500 amino acids. NCBI's taxonomy places the organism in Eukaryota, Fungi, Basidiomycota, Agaricomycetes, Agaricales, Physalacriaceae. The transcript has 2 exons. The record is from RefSeq and is a predicted model, not a curated record.
CGCUAUCAUCGACGACCUUGAUCAAAACCAAUCUUGGCAGAAUUUAUUGAACUGAAUACAAGUAUUGACAGGAGUACCGCAUCCGUAAAUUUCUUAGUGCGUAGAUGACUGAAGCCUUACGUGCAGAUACUGCAUCCAACCGCGACGUCUUCGUAUCCUCACUCAUCCACAAUGAAGAGCCCUUAUCGGACUCCGAUAAAAUAUGGAUUAAACAGGACAUCACCAUCUUUGAACGCGAUAUCUCACUGAUCAACGACAAAAUCGCUUCACUGAUCAGUCAAAGAGAUAUAUUGCGGCAACGUCUAGCCAGAUACAAAUCUGUUCUUUCACCUAUCCGCCGCCUUCCGCGAGACAUCAUGAUAGACAUUUUCUCUCAGACCAUUCAUCCAUCAGCGAGCAGUCUAGAUGUUCGUCAGGGUCUCUGGCCGUUGUGCCACGUCUCGUCAUCUUGGCGCGAAAUCCUAUUGAGCACUCCCUACUUGUGGUCUACCGUCAUUUUGGCUCCCCCGUACAUGUCUCGGCACUCGAAGGCCAUCCUCGCAGAACACCUCCUUCGUUCCCAGAGCCACCCUCUGAGGGUGACAAUCAUACAGGAGAAGAACCCGACUAACAUAGGCAUUAAGCUCUGUGAUAUGAUACUUGGGGAAUCCAACCGCUGGCUUUCGGCAAACCUGAAUUUGGAAUUUGCCUAUCUUCCGUGCCUUGAUUCUCUAUACGGACACUUGCCGUUAUUGGAGGAUAUGCACCUUACGGUCUUUCAUGAUAAUACAGAGACACAGUAUACCGGCCGUGAUGCACUCUCUAUUACACCUUCUCUCCGCUGGGCAUGUCUACCGUUUACGAUUCAUCUCACACCGGAGAAUGGAAGCCGCCUCACUCAUUUGUGCUGCACCAUCGGAAAUCUUGAAGACAUCCAGUACAUCUUUCGAGCACCCUCUCUACUCGAAUGCAAAUUAAUACGUGAUAAUACCACCAAAGCUUAUGACGGCCCCCUCAUCCAUAACAAUACCAUCCAAGCCUUGUGGGUGGACAGCAUAGACAUCUUAAACAUCCUCACCCUUCCAGCACUGACGAAACUGAUCAUCCGAUUCGUAACCGAUAACGAGGCAUUUCCACCCCUAAUCGACUUCCUCAGCAGAUCAUCAUGUACCCUCCUAGAACUCGGCGUAGAACCCAAACUGGGGAAACACAUCUCCCGUCUCGCCGCACAUACCCAGAGUGUUCGCCGAUAUACCGUCUAUCUCUACGACGAUUUUAUCAGCAGGGACGCUCUCAUCGCGUUAGGACAGCUUGAUCAGGCAGACGUCCUUCCCUCGCUAGAUCAACUCAACAUCCACUUCCACCGCUUCUUUGUACGUUUCUGGAGCUCAGUCCAUACAAGGGUUAUCCGUGAAAUUGCUCAUCAGCGCUUCCUGAACACGACGGCUAACCAACGGCCGCGCACGCCUAUCAUAUUUCGUUGCAGUCAUGAAAUGGUGGACCUAGUCGAAAGUCUGCAUACUUGGGGUCUUUCUGAACUUCAAAAUACAGGAGUAAUGGAAGUAGAACCCGCAUCGAAGGUACCCUACUGGAUGAAGCCGCAUUGGAUGGACGAUAACAAUGAAUAGCAGUCCCGUGGUGGCGUCAAGGAA